AGACAGACUGCAGUGCAACCAUUGCUCUGUAGAGUUCGGUUGCUUCCGUCCUAUCGUAGUCACCCCGGCCGUUUUCAACGUCACAUAAGGCCACACCUAGUGAACUGAACAAUCUUUAUACCUGGAAAGAUUUCCACUACAAUGUAGAGUACAGGUAGUGAGUACGUGCGAAAUGCGCAUAGCGAUAUCUUAACUUUAAAUAGCCUACGCUUUGAAGAAAUGCUCGAUUGGAAAUUUGAGUGCCAACAAAAGUUAUUUUAUUACCUCCACGGAAUUAAUUAUGUUAAUUUUAAAGUAAGAAUUCCAGUCGGGCUAUUGACAAGGAGGGAUAUAGUGACAUCUAGGGUUUCCUGUUUCCUGCCAGAGGACUUGGGGAAAGAUGUGGGAAAAGUUUCUGGUCACCCUAAUGCCCCUGCUUCUUUUACCAUUCCCUAUAUGCACUGUUGGUGGUUGGUUUUCUGCUCUACCACCAGGUGUGUCUCCACCAGGGAAACCUGUUCACCUUAACUGUAGAUCUCCUGAGAAAGAGACCUUCACAUGCCGAUGGGAGCCUGGUUCAGAUGGCGGACUGACAACCAUGUACCACCUUUUCUACCAGAGAGAAAAUUCGGAUGAAACCUUUGAGUGUCCAGAUUACCAGUCUGCAGGGGACCACUCCUGCUUCUUUGACAGGACGCACACAUUUAUCUGGGUCACCUACAACAUUACAAUAGUGGCUUCCAACUCCAUGGGCAGAACCAGAUCUGACCCCUUAGAAGUGGAUGUAAUGGAUAUAGUGUAUCCCAAUGCCCCGGAAAAUUUGACAGCAUCAGUUGUAUUCUUAUCAAGUGAGGAAAGCCCUUACCUGCUAAUGACAUGGGAACCACCUCAUGGACUGGAUGUUCACUCAGGAUGGAUCACACCCACCUAUCAACUCCGCAUUAAACAAAAGAAAGAGAACGAGUGGGAGGAGUAUAUCUCAGGCAAACAGACACAGUUUGAAAUAUACAGUCUCCCCCCUGAGGCUCUGUUCAUGGUCCAAGUGCAGUGCAAGAUAGACCAUGGCCUGUGGAGUGAAUGGAGCCCCAUGGUCUACGCUGAAGUCCCUAACUAUACCAGACCAGAUAAAUCAGACUGGAUCGUGGUUGGCGUCUUUCUGUCUUUUAUUGUUCUUGUGGGCACGUUUAUCCUGACUGUGAAGAGAAAAUUUAUAAAGCAUUGUGUUUUGCCACCUGUUCCUGUUCCAAAGAUAAGAGGAUUUGACGUACAACUCCUCAAGAGUGGGCGGCCAGAGGACAUUCUCAGUGCUGUGUUCCAGCAGGGAUUUCCUCCUACAGUGUCCUGCAAAGACCAAUCUGAAUAUCUAGUUGUGUCUGACAGUAAGGAGUCAAUGAUGAAUUCUCCAACAGAACAAAGAAGGACUGCAAACUUAUUGGAUUAUAAAUGGCAGAGUAUCCUUCACCUGUCCGAAGAGGCCAACUGGGAGGUUGGCGGAGAACAGAAUCUAGAGAGGUGUGAAGACCAAGAUUAUACCCCAGAAAGCCACAGGCCUACUUCCACAGAGAACACCUCCAUGUUUAAUCCACCUUCUUUCUAUGCGGAUUUACAAUCCAUCCAAAACUUUAGCGACCAACAACAGAUAGACGCCUCAGAAAACCCUGUUGCCAAACACAUAAACGAUAUCAAAAUUCGGGUCAACAGCCAAAACAACAGGGAUGAAGAACUUCAUAUGGACAGAACCGCUGUGAAUAUGUUCUGUACCUCCACUGCGGUUGGCUACGUGGAUAUAUCCAACGUCACCGAAGAGGAGUUAGGUGAGAAUCAGUUUAACUACAGUAAAGUCAGUGGGGUGGACACAAACAAUGUACUCUUACUGCAGAGAGAAAUUGUACAACCUAAAAGCCCUCCAUUUGGGGAGAAAGAGAAUCUAGAAGAGUUCACCAGUCAGAGGUCAUGUUAUCUUGACAAGACAGGACCCACACCAGGGGAGGUGAACACAGGAUUGAAAGACAAUGGGUAUGUGGACACUAUGCCUAUGUAACCCAUGCUGUAAUGUUUUUUAUAUCCACAAUGAUGGUUGGAUGGUUGCACUGAAAUUAGAGUACACACAUCAAUAAAGAUUAAUACAAAGGACUUCUCAGGGGGAAACUACAGACUUUUAAAGACUAUGACAAUCCCAGUGUUUAUAUCAACAUGGCAUUCUUCAUUCUCUGUUGAUACACAAUAUGUAUCAAGUUUAUUGUGAAUAUUCAUCAUAUUCAUUUAUGAUCAUCUUUGGGUUCAAAUGUAGGGGUGCAUGCUGACUUGACUCUUUCCAAGAAUCUCAAGUAACCAAGCAUUAGCGGUGAUAUACUACAUUGUAGUCAUAUUACUAAAAUAACAUCUGCAACCAUGUUGAAGUAGACUUUAGUUACACUCAAGCCACCUUGAUGCUUGUAUUAUAUAUGCAAAGUAAUUUAUUGUUUGGAGAAGAAUUUACCUCAGAACUAACAAUGUAUACACAUUUUUAUAAUGCUCUUUGUUAUAAUUAUCACAGACUAGUAAACUAUAAUUUCUUUGUAUUUUGCAAAUAAAUCAACACAUAAUUACAAUCCAAAGAAAAUCAUUUUACAAUAGCUACCACAAAGUAAAUCUGAAGAUAAAUGUACGUUUUAUAUGCACCCUUGACAGGCAGUCCAAAAUAAACAAGGAUAAAUAGUUAUUGGCUCUACUUCGCAAUACAAUCAUAAUAUAACCAUUCCAGUGGAUGCAGUUUAUUUCGGCUAUGUCCAAGACAGAAAAAGCUACAGGGAAGCAUGAUUUUCAGAAUGAUACAUCAAAACAUGAAUACAAGUUUACUAGGAACACUGGCAGAAAAGACAGAUGUUUUAGUGCUAUUGCAAUGUUGUCCAAAAGUGUAAGCCUCCGCAACAAUCUUAGAAAGCAACAAUAAGGCCACAUUGUCUUCCUUACAUUAGUUAUACUUGUCAAUGAUUGUUAUUCAUUCCAGGCACAUUCGGUAUAUCACCUCUAAAUCUUCCCAGGAUAGUCACAUAGUAUUUUUAUUAUUAUUAAACAGUGUAAUAAAUUCCUGUUGAGUGGU
Osmerus eperlanus (European smelt) is the source of this 3061-nucleotide messenger RNA. It is a transcript of the gene prlrb, whose product is annotated as prolactin receptor b. Gene Ontology annotation, cellular component: external side of plasma membrane; signaling receptor complex. Gene Ontology annotation, molecular function: cytokine receptor activity; cytokine binding. Gene Ontology annotation, biological process: cytokine-mediated signaling pathway. The transcript is spliced from 9 exons. NCBI's taxonomy places the organism in Eukaryota, Metazoa, Chordata, Actinopteri, Osmeriformes, Osmeridae. The coding region runs from base 380 to 2020 and encodes 546 amino acids. The record is from RefSeq and is a predicted model, not a curated record.